Stereum hirsutum FP-91666 SS1 is the source of this 879-nucleotide messenger RNA. RefSeq names its product Molybdopterin binding protein. Bases 1 to 879 code for a protein of 292 amino acids. The record is from RefSeq and is a predicted model, not a curated record. Lineage: Eukaryota; Fungi; Basidiomycota; Agaricomycetes; Russulales; Stereaceae. The transcript is spliced from 7 exons.
AUGGCCAGCGCACCGUUGUCUGACGUGACAUUUCCCACUUCACCGAUUCCGCCAAAUCCGUUGGGGGAGGGAAAGUGCAUCAGGACGGCAGCGGCACUCAUGAUAGGAGACGAGAUCCUGAACGGAAAGACACUUGACCGAAACUCGAAUUAUUUCGCAAAGUUCUGCUUUGAGCAAGGUAUCGACCUGAAGCGGAUAGAGGUCAUACCUGAUGAAGAAGAAGAUAUUAUCGAGGCGUCGAGGAGAAUGGUGAAGAAAUACGAUUUCGUUAUUACCUCGGGAGGUAUUGGACCCACUCACGAUGAUAUAACAUAUGCUUCACUCGCCGCAUCUUUCAACCAACCACUCAUUCACCACGCCGAAACCCUCCACCGAAUGGCCGAGAUGAGCAAGAACCGGCCAUGGGUGGCCCAACAGUCUGAGGAACAGCGAGUAGCCCGAGAGCGUAUGGCUCUGUUUCCAGAGAAAGCCGAAGUGCUCUAUGUGGCAAAGGAUAUCUGGGUUCCCGUGAUCAGACUAGAAGGAAAGCUUUGUGUGUUCCCCGGCAUCCCGGGGCUCUUCCAAAAAAUGAUUGAUGGUCUAACACCGUAUUUGCCAUUGCCACCACCGGAAGAACGUCCUUUCAGGCAACAAGUCUUUACAUCGCUCCCUGAGUCUUCGAUAGCACCCUACCUCACCUCCCUCCAUAAACGAGUCAAGGGAGAAGGCAUUAGAGUCGGGUCAUAUCCUCUUCUCAUGAAAGGAGUGUAUAUCAGUCUCAUUGGCAUGGAUAGGAAGAGGGUGAACGAGCUUUGCGAGGAAGUCGAGAAAGAAGUGCAGGGGAAGUUGGUCAGUGAAGAGGAGGUGAGGGAGGCGAAGGCGGAGUCGCUGAAGGAGUAG